This is a messenger RNA of Sphaeroforma arctica JP610, 429 nucleotides long. RefSeq lists its product as hypothetical. The record is from RefSeq and is a predicted model, not a curated record. Bases 1 to 429 code for a protein of 142 amino acids. Lineage: Eukaryota; Ichthyosporea; Ichthyophonida. The transcript has a single exon.
AUGUGUGACCAGCAAAAGAUACUGAGUAAUGUACAGGGAGCACCGGGUGAGAGGGGUGAACGGGGCGUUUCGUUCAUCAGUGCCGUGGUCAGCGACGAUGGUCGACUGUUCCUAUACGACAGCGAGAGUAGUGACUACCUCGUCGUGGCACUUGGGGCGGAUCUGGAAACCGGUUUACACGGUACACUGAGCCCCGAGUUUGUUCCGAUGUUUGGGGAGUUCCUGCCCCGUACAGCGGCGCUGCAGAAGUACGAUGCCAAGUUGCUUGGCAAGGUUGGCAAGCGGUACCACAACUCCAUGAGGUGGCUGGUUGUGGGGGCGGAGCGUGUCAAGUCGAGAAGUUGCCCGUAUAGAUUGUGGGUGCAACGCUGCAAUCUAGCUACUAAACGAACGCACUCUAAACGCUUCUCGCUCCUGAAUGCACUCUAG